Molecule: messenger RNA, 1399 nt
Organism: Mercenaria mercenaria
Lineage: Eukaryota; Metazoa; Mollusca; Bivalvia; Venerida; Veneridae
Exons: 3
Coding region: 110-412 (100 amino acids)
Source: RefSeq, a predicted model, not a curated record
UGUAGUAUUGCGCACAGAACGCUCACGGAUAUUUUCUUGAUAAAAUACAACGUUUAUACAUCUCUGGCUUACAAUCUGUCAACGGGUUAUCACAAUUUGACUAAUCAAGAUGUUUGACAGUCUUAUAGACAACCUGAAUUCCGACAAAUGGCAGGAGAUAGAUGCUUCGACAAAAGUUGAAUCUGAAUGGAAAGAAUAUCAUGUGAACCUUCACCAUAAGCAAUUGAACGAUACAACAAUUGGCUUAAUGAUAGCCGUAGAUGACGGGGAACUUAAAAAUGUAGAACUUAAAGACUGCUUGCCAAAGAAAGAUGCACUUAAACAAAUUGGUACCAUAGAAAUCAAACUGAAUGCGGAGGAAACUGAAAUAGUUGGAUUAGAUUUGAAUGGAGACGUUGUUGUGAGAAAAUGAUUGAGCAAUUGACUUUACAAGUGUACUGGUUUUACAAACGUACAUUAUGACUUUUCUUCAUAAGCCAUUCCCCUGUUGUAACAAUGUUAAUGCUUGAGUAUGUUUUGAUUUUUAAGAUAUGUUCACAUCAAUGUCCCGUUCCCCUAAUAAAUCAUGAAUGUAUCAAACUGUUUGCUCUAUAUGUGUGAUAGACUGUAUCUAUAAUGGAUUGAGACCAUUCAGCCCUUACAACAGUAUCCUGAUAUACAUCGAGAGAUAAAAUACUUUUGUGAAUGACUUGACAGUUUCUUUUUAUUAUAAAUCAAACAAAUAGUUCUCCAAUCAAUAACAGAAAUAUUCAAACUGGUUUAUACUCAGUAUUACCUGAAACUUUAAGAUCAGUUCCGAGUAACCUAUUUAUCAAAUAUUUAUUUCUAGACGUAGUGUUUGUUUUUUAUGUUUUUUUUUCAUUAUCUUCAUGUUUUAGAUUUUGACUUCUUUUCGCAGUGACCUCAUACAUUUCAUUGUCAUUCGGAUUAUUGCUCAAUUUAAAAGUUGUGUAUCAGAUUCACUUUAAAAUAUGAAAGAAAAAAAGAAACAAAUCAAAAUAAGUUGUGUAAUUAUAUUGUUAUGUACAAUUUGGUGGUUGCAUAUUUUACGAGAUCAAUAGUUAUACAAUAUUUUUUUUUUGCAAACAACCUUGGUAUAAGUCACCAUUCUCUUUCAUUUGAUACUUUCCAUAAAUAGGUAUACCAGUUUGGAAUAAUGAAAUCAAACUAAUCACAAAGAAAAAUGCAGGUAUUUUACAAGCAAGAUGUACAGAUGUGCAUCUUUCUACUUACAGAUUCUACUUAAUCCAAUUCCUGUGAUUGAUUAAACUGAAAAUGUAUCUAAUGGUAGCUUUGUAGACGCUGGGAAAUGUACUUGCUUGUUUGAAUCUUGUGUGAGGCGCAAAUAAACUAUAUAAAGUGUUCAGUGUGUCCAAUAUAUUAAACACAUUCAAAUUUG